AUGGCGCCGCGUCUCUUGUCCUGCUUUCGCAAGGGCUCCCACGGCGGCGAUGGCAUCGCAGAGCGCCGCGUCACCACGGAGGACGCCGGUUUCGGAUCCAAUCGCGGGGGCGGGGUCCCGGGGGCAGUGUUGGUAGAGAUGUUCUCGUCCCAAGGCUGCACGACGUCGCCGACGGCGGAGCUGGUGCUGUCGCGGCUAGGGAGGGGGGACUUCGAGCUAGAGGUGCCGGUGGUGGUGUUGGUGUUCCACGUGGACUAUUGGGACUACAUGGGCUGGAAGGACCCCUUUGGGUCGAUGCAGUGGACCGUUCGGCAGAAGGCCUAUGUUGAGGCCCUUGGGCUUGAUACCAUCUUCACGCCUCAGGUUGUGGUCCAGGGCAAGGCCCAUUGUAUUGGAAAUGACGAGAGUGCCCUUGUCGAAGCUGUCACUAAUGCUCCUAGAUUUCCUGCUCCAUCCUUCCAGGCAAGUUUCACCAGGCCUGCUCCAGAUUCAUUGCAAGUGUCCCUAACAGGAGUGUUAAGGACCAGAGUGAACAGUGAUGCCGCCAAUGUCAUGGUAGCAUUAUAUGAAAAUGGUUUGGUCACUGACUGUCCAAGAGGGGAGAACAAAGGACGUGUUCUAUCCAACGACUAUGUUGUUAGAAAGCUCGAAAAACUCUGCACUGUCAAAGACAGCUCUGCCAAGAAAACAGUAGCAGGAACAAUUAAUUUCCCCUUGUGGGAAGGAUUCAACAGCAAGAAAUGUGGUUUGGCUGUCUUUGUUCAGCACAGCUCUCAUCAGAUUUUUGGGUCACAAAGUUUCAAUCUGCCGGAUGAUAUAUGA
Molecule: messenger RNA, 822 nt
Organism: Sphenostylis stenocarpa
Lineage: Eukaryota; Viridiplantae; Streptophyta; Magnoliopsida; Fabales; Fabaceae
Source: the annotation of a GenBank genome assembly